AUGCAAGGAAGGAUGUUCGAUCACAUUCAGAGUUUGGACAAGUCAAGGAGUAACUGGAAGAUCAAAGCUAGGCUUACACGUUUCUGGCCAACAUUUUCCCCCGAAACUGCGGCUAUUAAGGGAUUCAACCUAAUUCUGCUCGAUGAUGAUGUUUAUCCUGAUAAUUGGAGAGCUAUAGACAAGGAAGUUGCUGAAGGAAAGGUUUACGUGCUUGAGAACUUCCAGGUUAGGGAAACCAUUGGGAAGCUCAAGCCAGUUUCGACAAGGUUAUGCAUACGACUUCUUAGCAGUAAUGUCAUUGAGGCUGUUGAAGAUGAUGUUAUGAUCCCUAAACACAAGUUCGAGUUUAUGGAUAUGGGCGACUUGCUUGACGAGUGCCAACGUCUGACAGAGAAUCAAAAUCCUGAGUUUGCUUAUGAUGUCAUUGGUGUUGUUGAACACUUCAAGAAGGUUAAAAAAGUUCAAACUAAAUAUGGAGAGAGAGACCAGUCACGCUUCAUAUUCAGUGAUGGGAGUUUGAAAUUCAAGGUCACGCUAUGGGGUGAUCUUGCCAGCUCUGUCAGUGAGAGUUUUAAGCCUGAUCUUGAGAAGCCUGUCAUAGGCAUUCUUACAAGUGCCAAAUUGUCAACCUUUAGGGAGGAGCACCAAAUUGGAGCGUUGCCAUCCACAAAGAUUUUCUUCAUCCUUGAUAUUGACUCAGUUGCUGAAUUUCGUGAAAGGUUAAUUGAAGAAGGUUACAAGCCACCUGAAGAUUCUGACGAAGGCACAUCUGAGCCUCCUCUUAGUCUGGUGAUUGAGAAGACGUCAUUCAAAGACCUUAUUGAGAACUCUGUCACUUAUCGUGACAAGAGAACCGUCAUUGUCAAGUUUCUCAUCACCAAGAUCGAGGAUGAAGAUAACUUGUGGUUUAAUAGCUGUGUUUCAUGCCAAGCUGAGGUUGAGAAAGUUGACAAAAAAUUUAAGUGUCCAGAAUGCAAGCGCAGUUUUGGAUAUGCUGAGAAGAGGUUUCGAAUAGUUGCGCUGGCUGAUGAUUCUACCCUGGUGACUAAUGUGAUACUCAUGGAUCGCUUUGUCAAGCGUGUGGCCGGUACCACAGUGGCUAAUAUUCUAAGUGAGAUCAAAAAGGAUAGCUCUGUUCCUGUUUUGUCCACUCUGUUCCAAACCAUUAUUGGGAAGGAUGUCACCGUUUUCAUCAAGCUCACAGAUGCUACUGUUGCUGGAGACAGCAAUCUAUAUAACAUUGUUGAUAUUUGUGAUUCUCCUACCGAUGAGGUUGCUAUUGUCCAAGCUUCACCAUCCAACACAUCUGCCUCUUUUACAAUGGAUGGGGCACUGGCUGACAUAGAGCUUUUCCAGACCCUGGGAUCAUCUCAAUCUGUCACAAAGAAGAUCAAAAUGGGUUAA
Daucus carota subsp. sativus is the source of this 1404-nucleotide messenger RNA. RefSeq lists its product as uncharacterized. The record is from RefSeq and is a predicted model, not a curated record. The coding region runs from base 1 to 1404 and encodes 467 amino acids. NCBI's taxonomy places the organism in Eukaryota, Viridiplantae, Streptophyta, Magnoliopsida, Apiales, Apiaceae. The transcript is spliced from 11 exons.